Molecule: messenger RNA, 654 nt
Organism: Cylindrotheca closterium
Lineage: Eukaryota; Bacillariophyta; Bacillariophyceae; Bacillariales; Bacillariaceae
Source: the annotation of a GenBank genome assembly
AUGAAUCAAUCUUUCUUCCAAGAAGCCGCCCGUCUCAACAAUGAGGGUGUCACAGCUCUUGCUGAGGGUGAUGAAGAGACCAGCAUCAAACGUUUAACGACCACAGUCAAGAUGAUGAAGCAAUUCAUCGCUUUGCCCGAUCAAGCAGAAGCAUUGGCCUCUAGCUCGGAUGAAUCUUCGUCCUGCCUCCGAAGCUUUUCCACUGUAGAAAUUGCUCACGCUGCAUGUGAUGAACAAGUCUUCUUUCGCCAAGCAAUCUUGAUGCCCUCCGACAUCGACGAGUCUUCGCCAUUGGAUGUCUUCGUUUACUCUGCUGCAGUCAUAUUCAAUUUGGCACUCGUGCAUCACAUUCAAGGGUCCAAGAACAAAAGCGCCCGAUCCAAGGCUCAGAAGCUAUACGCUGCCAUCAUGAGGCUUCUCGGUGAUCGGGUUGGGCACAUGCAACUGUCUCUGUUGCUCAAGCUUGCAUGCAUCAAUAACAUGGCUCACAUUCGAUACGAAAAUGGUGAAUUUGAUCAGGUACAAGAUGGUCUUGGUCAACUUUCAACUCUAUUGAAGACUACGGAUCAAUGCCUCUUCAAAGGAGCAGAAAUACAAAUGUUGUUGAUGAACGUCCUGUUCUUCAAGAAACCCGAUAUUGCACCUGCGGCCUAA